CUGCACGUCUACCUGUGCCUGUCUCCAAAUGCCCACAAGAUAUCCAUUGCCCUGAACGAGCUGGGGCUGCCCCACACCGUGCACAAGGCAAGCUGCCUGUGCGAUACGGGCGAGCAGCGGGCAGAGGCCUUUCUCAAGCUCAACCCCGCAGGCCGCGUCCCUGUGCUGGUGGAUCAUGAUGCCAGGCCCGAGGGCUUUGUGCUGACCGAGUCGGGGGCGAUCCUGUACUACCUGGCCGCCCACAAGGACCAGGGCAACCGCCUGCUGCCGGCAGACCCAGCCGGCCGGGCCGAGGCACUGAGCUGGGUGUUCUUCCAG
This is a messenger RNA of Chlorella variabilis, 318 nucleotides long. RefSeq lists its product as hypothetical. The transcript has 3 exons. NCBI's taxonomy places the organism in Eukaryota, Viridiplantae, Chlorophyta, Trebouxiophyceae, Chlorellales, Chlorellaceae. The annotation marks the transcript as partial. The record is from RefSeq and is a predicted model, not a curated record.